AUGUUGGCCUCAACAUCAACCUCGAGCAGCACAAUCCUCACAUCAACGUCGAACGAAGGGCUGAGACACCUCUAUCGAACGAUCCUCCACCAAGCGCGUCUUCUCUCAUCGACAUUCAACGAUCCAGUUAUCUUGACUUCACAUCGGUACCUCGCUCGAUGCAACCUCUCGCCUCUCCUCACUACUCGCCCUUCUCAUCUCCCACCCACAUGUUCGAGCGGCUAUUCACCUUCAACUGAAGUUAAACGCAUACUCCGAGCUCGAACGCAACGUCGGCACUUAGCAGACGCCAAUUUCGGCUGGGAACACGCCGUAUACCGCUCCCUAUCGCUCGCUUAUGCUCGAAGUGGCAAGCUCAGACGAGAUGCUUUAUCCGAUCUCAGCCCACAACCCUCAGCCUCUCCUUCCGAGGAGAAAUAUCCGAAAGAGCUUAGGAAGAAAGAAUUCCCACCGCUGCUGGUUACAUUGUUGACCAGCGAAGCGAGCAUGGAUGGAGCGCCAGUGAAGAACGCUAGCCAUCUCACCAGUCGGCCUCCACCGCCGUUUUUGCCAGCCGAGGACGACGCAUUGGUGCAAUACUUCAACAAGGCAUCGGGAAGGAGGAGGGUUAGCGGAGCGAGGAAGAAACAUCUGAAAAGUUAUAUGCGCAAACUCAAGGUUCCACUCGACAUUGUCACUGGCGAUAGGGCAAGUGAGGAUUCCUUGUUCGCCCGGUUGGUCAACAAGGCUAGACCGAUGGCUGAAGAGUUUGUUAACCUUCCAACCCGAUUCCGCCUCAGAGACGAACAGAAGAGAGAGGAGAGAGAGGAGAGAGAGGAGAGAGAGGAGAGAGAGGAGAGAGAGGGGAAGGACAGCAAACCCUAUCUCAAGACAGCGUACAAAGCGGUGCAGCAGUACAAAAGCAAAAUGAACGCCGCACAGCACCGAACAAAGGCCUUAAGGACACAGGGAUGGGAUUCUAACCCAAAAGACUACUCGCAACCUCGCAGACAAAGAAGGAUCUACGCGAGGAUACUCAAUGAUGCCCCGCUGCUGCUCCUUCCCUCUUGCACACCGACCAAAGCAGAGGAGGAGGAAAAGAAGCGGGAGAAGGAUCCAUUAGGUAUACGUUCAAAGCUCAAACAAGCAACUUGGAUAAUGGAGAGGAGCAAAAGAGGUAAGGUGAGGGUUGUCAAAUCAGCCUUUGGGAUCGGGCCUAAGAAUCACCGGUUUGAAACGGUCCCCUUCGGUCUCUUCUCGCAUGCUUCCAACGAGGGAGAGGCAAGAGGGUUGAACAGUAUCGAAAGGCGAUUCUUGGAACAACAAGGGCUGCUGUAA
This is a messenger RNA of Ustilago hordei, 1317 nucleotides long. RefSeq lists its product as uncharacterized. The record is from RefSeq and is a predicted model, not a curated record. NCBI's taxonomy places the organism in Eukaryota, Fungi, Basidiomycota, Ustilaginomycetes, Ustilaginales, Ustilaginaceae. Bases 1 to 1317 code for a protein of 438 amino acids. The transcript has a single exon.